UCUUAACUUUCACACGUCCGCAAUCUGGAGCGCCAACCAUUGAAGAUAAGCAGACUAACCCACAAAUUCACUUGACACGUGUCAUCAUUACAUUAUUUCCUUCCUAAAUUUCUCCGAGAUUUUCUAAGAAUUUACCAUGUUAUUUGUCCUUUAGGCUCUGGGUUUCCAACUCUUGCUGCUGUUGUUGGUGAGAUUUCAACAAACAAAAAACCCUUCCUUUAUAGAUUAAAAAAGAAAAUGAUAGUCUUUUUUUUUAGUAUAGAUAGAGAAAGGAGUGGGAAAAGAACAGUAAAAGAUGUCAACAGCUUCUUCAUUGUGUUCAUCGACUCAGGUUAAUGGCUUUGGAGGCGGACUUAGGCUUCUAAGAACCCAUCUUCCUCAAUCCAAGACACUUACCUUCACAAGGAGGAGAAUUGCUACGAGUUGAUAAAUUCUCAAAAAACGACAUUAUUGUUUCUCCAUCUAUUCUCUCUGCUAACUUUGCAAAGUUGGGGGAGCAGGUGAAAGCAGUUGAAAUGGCAGGCUGUGAUUGGAUCCAUGUUGAUGUAAUGGAUGGUCGAUUUGUUCCAAACAUUACAAUUGGACCACUAGUGGUUGAUGCCUUACGACCUGUGACGGAUCUUCCACUGGAUGUACAUUUGAUGAUUGUGGAACCAGAGCAGCGAGUUCCAGAUUUUAUUAAGGCUGGAGCAGACAUAGUCAGUGUUCACUGUGAGCAAUCUUCAACCAUUCAUUUGCAUCGUACUCUUAAUCAAAUAAAAGGCCUGGGCGCUAAAGCUGGAGUUGUCCUAAACCCUGCCACCCCGCUUAGUACAAUAGAAUAUGUACUUGAUGUGGUUGAUCUAGUCUUGAUUAUGUCAGUCAACCCUGGCUUUGGCGGGCAGAGCUUUAUUGAGAGCCAAGUGAAGAAAAUCUCUGACUUGAGAAGAAUGUGUGCAGAGAAGGGAGUAAACCCAUGGAUUGAAGUGGAUGGUGGAGUUGGUCCUAAAAAUGCAUAUAAGGUUGUUGAGGCUGGAGCUAAUGCUAUAGUUGCUGGUUCAGCUGUGUUUGGAGCCAAAGAUUAUGCUGAAGCUGUUAGAGGAAUCAAAACCAGCAAAAAGCCAGAAGCAGUGGCCGUGUGAUUUAUGACCACCAAAGAUCUGAUUGGCUCCAAUGUGUGAUAUGUGUAUUUACAUUCCCAUCUAUGUUGCCCUCUAAACUUCACAUAAUUUUGCUGGAAUAUAUUUUGGUGUAUAAAUUCCAAAGCUAUUACACUAAAAAAAAAAGAAGAUAAAAUGAAAUUUCCAAUUGGCCUGUUUUCUAAGAUUCGUCUCAAUAACCUAUUGUUAUAUCUGCUUCUUGGAUUGCUUGAAUCCUGCUAUAUGAUGCAGAACAAAAAUAAAGAUACUUUUAAGGAGUGUUAAAGCAUGCUGUGACACAUUUUUGGUUUUCUUUGCGAUAAGUUUGUUGUUUAAGUUGGCAUCU
Messenger RNA from Durio zibethinus, 1464 nucleotides. RefSeq names its product ribulose-phosphate 3-epimerase, chloroplastic. Gene Ontology annotation, molecular function: D-ribulose-phosphate 3-epimerase activity. Gene Ontology annotation, biological process: carbohydrate metabolic process; pentose-phosphate shunt. The record is from RefSeq and is a predicted model, not a curated record. NCBI's taxonomy places the organism in Eukaryota, Viridiplantae, Streptophyta, Magnoliopsida, Malvales, Malvaceae.